UUGAUUGUCGUGGCAAUUGGACUCGGCCUGUGGGUUGAUGUUUCCCACGCCCAGGAGCCCACCGGCACCUACGAUGAAGAAGAAGCGCAGGGGAUAGACCAGAUGCUGAUGUGUCCGGUUUGCCCCGCUGAGUCCAUUGACCAGGCGCAGGUGCCCCUGGCCCGCCAGAUGCGGCAGCGGGUGCGGGAAAUGCUGGCUGAGGGGGCAAGUCGCCAGGAAGUCCUGGACUACUUCGCCGACCGUUACGGAACAGACGUGCUGGCAUCGCCGCCCAAGUCGGGAUUAAACCUGCUGGCCUGGAUAUUGCCGGUGAUUGGAGUGGUUUCAGCCCUGGGGGCCGGACUGCUGGUUUUGCGGGCCAUGACGGGCAGGAGCAGCGAGGGCCCCGCCACAGGUGAAGUUGAAAUGGGCCCACCGGACGGGGACCUGGAACCGUACCUGGCUGCGGUGGACCGGUCUCUCGCAAUAGAAAAUGGAGUCGAUGUGGAUGACGAAGAAGAGCCCAGGAAAGGCAACCAAUAG
Molecule: messenger RNA, 522 nt
Organism: Geodia barretti
Lineage: Eukaryota; Metazoa; Porifera; Demospongiae; Tetractinellida; Geodiidae
Source: the annotation of a GenBank genome assembly